This is a messenger RNA of Trichoplax adhaerens, 1455 nucleotides long. RefSeq lists its product as uncharacterized. Bases 1 to 1455 code for a protein of 484 amino acids. The transcript is spliced from 3 exons. Gene Ontology annotation, molecular function: protein binding. Lineage: Eukaryota; Metazoa; Placozoa; Uniplacotomia; Trichoplacea; Trichoplacidae. The record is from RefSeq and is a predicted model, not a curated record.
AUGAAUAUUGCAACGGUUUCUGGCUCCAUUGACUUUGCCACCUUCCGAAAGUUGAAAAAGACUCACAAUGUCGGAGGAAUUCUAGUAAGUAAAGGUAAUCAUGGCAAAGCAUCCUCCAUACCAAGUGAUGUCUUGAGAAUCCUAGACCCGGCCAAAAAGAAAUUAACUUCCGUCGAGGGACAACGAAUCUUGGCAGUGAUUUCAGAAGGAAUUAAGAGAGUAGAAAUUGUCAGUUUAUGCAAAUAUGCAAUAGAGAACCUAGAUCGAUUUUCAGUAAGCUUUGGCACUGAACUAACUAGUUGUUUAGAAGCGCAUAAAGAACUUCUUACUAAAUACAUGGAUAUUUGGACAGAAUUAAAAAAUGUAACAGGAACUGAUUUUUUCUCUCUUGGAGUAUCUAAAACAACAACCCGCCGUGCUAGUUCAGCAACUUCACAUAGUGAUCGUGGAGAAGACACCGCUGAUGUCCACCACCUUAGUGACAAGGAAAGAUUUAAAGGUCAAUAUAAUUAUCUCCAAACUCUAGAAGGGCAAAUUUAUCACUCAUGUAGGACUCUGCUUCGUCACUUCUCCAACAAUCCCACUGCAGUGGAUGCGUUGAAAUCUGAAAAUAUCGCAAUCAAUCGUCAAAAAGAAACUGGUGAUCUCAUCGCUACAAUGGUCGAACUAAAGGCCAUACUAUUAAGUAAGCUACUAACUACACCUAAUGAAGAAAAGAUUAAGGAGCAACACCUCGCUCAUGUUACUCAGAGUGAACGAAAAGCCGGUGAAGUGAUAAAAAUGCUAGAAGCAGAAUUAAAUGCAGCUGUAGAGGAUAGAGAUGAAGAGGUGUCAAAGCGGAACGAGAUCAUCCGUCGCUUAAAAAAUGAUCUUCAUAGCAUAGAAAAAUAUAGUGAAGAAAUGAAUAGGCGCACAUUAUCAGAAGCUGUUAAACAAGAAGCAGCCGAUACAAAAAAUUCCGAAGGCAGACGUUCCAAAAUGCAACAUGACAUUGCUAAUAUACGCCAGACAUUAGCAACAAUAACGCUUACUCAUAGAGAAUCCGAACUUAAUUUAAGAAAGAAAAAAUAUAAACUUGAGACUGAAGUGGAAAACUGGAUUCAAAAGUAUGAUCAAGAUAUGUCAGAAAGACAGAAUGAAAUAGAAGAAAUACAAGAAGUUUACACUAAAGAAAAGGCUCAGCUAGCAGCAAUAGAAGGAAAGUUUAAAACAUUAAAGGAAGAAUAUGACGCUAUUAUGAAAGAGAGACGAAUAGCUAGAGAAGCAGCAGAAGCCGCAGAACGUCAAAUGGCUGCAAUGGCUAGAGCUGCCAUAAGAAUUCAAACUUAUUAUCGCGCAUUUAAAGCACGUAGAUUGCUACAGAAGAAAAAAGAAAAAUUACGCAAGAAGAGAAGAAAGGGUAAAGGCAAAAAGACGGGAAUGCUUUCCAAAUUAGGAAGGAAACGAAGAAGAUAA